GGGCUAGGCGUGCGAAUGACGCAGUUUGGUGUGAGGGGAGGGAGCGGAGCGAGCAGCAGUGUAGGAAAGAGGAGGAAGCAGCGAGGAUGGCGGAGUCACACCUCUGAAGCAAAUCUUCGAGGGAUUAAAAAAAAACAACUUUGAUGACCUUUGCAGCCUGAAAGAACUUCUGUCUGAAGGUCCUGAGAUUGUAUGCAGUUCAAAAACUUAAGCAUGUGGACCAUGGAUGUCACAAUCCUGCUACUUAAAAGGAUUUUUUCUUCCAUGGCAUUUUAACAAAACAACAAAAUAUAAAAGUAUCCAAAAACCCUUGGAUCACUGGGCCUUUAUUUCAAGGAUAAUCAUAAAUGUGUGGGCCUGCACAGGGAUGUUUUCUUUAAAGGCCUCCUUGGCUGUGUGUGUCCCUUUUUUCCCAAAUAAGUAACCUGACAGAAGAGACUCCCAUGAGCAACUCUGCAAGGGGCCCGAUAACGUCGACAUGAGUAGUACUUUAGGCAAAGAAAAAGAUUCAAAAGAAAAGGACCCCAAAGGUGGUCCAGCAGGGAAAGAAAGGGAAAAGGAGACCAAGGCUCUGGCCGGUUUGGUCAAGGAUGGAGGCAAAGAAUCGAAGACCAAAGGGAAAGAUGCCAAAGAAGGAAAGAAGGACACCAGCAGUUCAACACCGGGUGUUGCCUUCUCAGUUGACAAUACGAUAAAGCGGCCAAACCCGGCAGCAGGUACUCGCAAGAAGUCCAGUAAUGCCGAGGUGAUCAAAGAACUUAACAAGUGCAGGGAGGAGAACUCAAUGAGACUGGACCUAUCUAAACGGUCCAUUCAUAUGCUACCCACUUCCAUCAAGGAGUUGACGCAGCUCGCUGAACUCUACUUAUACAGCAACAAGCUGCAGAGCCUGCCAGCUGAGGUGGGUUGCCUAUCAGGCUUGGUCACACUGGCCCUGAGUGAGAACUCCCUGACCAGUUUACCCGACUCCCUGGACUCCCUUAAGAUGCUUCGAAUGCUCGACCUGCGGCACAACAAGCUGAGAGAGAUACCGGCUGUCGUCUACCGGCUGAUGUCUCUCGCCACGCUGUACCUGCGCUUCAACCGCAUCACAACAGUAGAGAAGGACAUCAGAAACCUGUCCAAGCUCACUAUGCUCAGCAUCAGAGAGAACAAGAUUAAACAGCUGCCUGCAGAGAUCGGGGAGCUUUGCAGCCUUAUUACUCUAGAUGUUGCCCAUAACCAGUUGGAACACUUACCGAAAGAGAUUGGGAAUUGCACACAGAUAACCAACCUCGACCUGCAGCACAAUGAGCUCUUGGACCUACCAGAGACUAUAGGGAAUCUGGCCAGCAUAAAUCGCUUGGGUCUGAGAUACAAUAGAUUAUCAGCCAUCCCCAGAUCAUUAGCCAAAUGUCGAGAACUGGAGGAGCUAAACCUUGAAAACAACAACAUUUCAGUGUUGCCAGAGGGCCUGCUUUCAAGUUUGGUCAACCUGACGAGUCUAACACUGGCGAGGAACUGCUUCCAGUCUUACCCUGUGGGUGGACCAUCCCAGUUCUCCACCAUCUACUCCCUCAACAUGGAGCACAACAGAAUCAAUAAGAUACCUUUUGGUAUCUUCUCCAGGGCCAAAGUGUUAAGCAAGCUUAACAUGAAGGACAACCAGUUAACAUCUCUGCCACUGGACUUUGGCACAUGGACGAGCAUGGUUGAGCUCAACCUGGCCACGAAUCAGCUGACAAAGAUCCCUGAGGACGUCUGUGGUCUCGUCUCUCUAGAGGUGUUAAUAUUGUCCAAUAAUCUUCUCAAGAAGUUACCACAUAGUAUUGGAAAUUUGAGGAAGCUACGAGAGCUCGACUUGGAGGAAAACAAGUUGGAAUCUCUGCCGAAUGAAAUCGCUUAUCUUAAAGAUUUACAGAAAUUGGUGUUGACAAAUAAUCAGCUGACUACGUUACCCAGAGGCAUCGGCCACCUCACCAACCUGACUCACCUGGGUUUGGGAGAGAACCUGCUGCAACACCUUCCCGAGGAGAUUGGUACACUGGAGAACCUGGAGGAACUGUACCUCAACGACAACCCCAACCUGCACAGCCUCCCGUUCGAGCUGGCCCUCUGCAGCAAGCUGUCCAUCAUGAGCAUCGAGAACUGUCCCCUCAGCCACCUGCCUCCGCAGAUCGUGGCGGGAGGCCCCUCCUUCAUCAUCCAGUUCCUCAAGAUGCAGGGACCGUACCGUGCCAUGGUCUGAGCCAAGAGCAGCUCAAUCCCAGUCCCACUUAUCCCCCAAACCCUUCAGUUGCUCUGCACCCUCUCGCCUGGCGCC
This is a messenger RNA of Hippoglossus stenolepis (Pacific halibut), 2302 nucleotides long. RefSeq names its product SHOC2 leucine rich repeat scaffold protein (gene shoc2). Lineage: Eukaryota; Metazoa; Chordata; Actinopteri; Pleuronectiformes; Pleuronectidae. Gene Ontology annotation, molecular function: protein binding. The coding region runs from base 479 to 2227 and encodes 582 amino acids. The transcript has 9 exons. The record is from RefSeq and is a predicted model, not a curated record.